Molecule: messenger RNA, 292 nt
Organism: Staurois parvus
Lineage: Eukaryota; Metazoa; Chordata; Amphibia; Anura; Ranidae
Source: the annotation of a GenBank genome assembly
GGGCAGGGGCGGACUGACAACUCAUGGGGCCCCCGGGCAAUAGGGGAUAAUGGGGCCCCUGUGGGAUGCCCAAGAGCUGACUUGUAUCCAGGGGCAGACUGACAACUCAUGGGGCCCCCGGGCAAUAAGGGAUCAUGGGGCCCCUGUGACCUUGCCCAAACUCAAAAAAGCCUAUGAAAAAGGUACCAGGGGCAUCUCACGGGGCCCCCUACUGACCUCGGGCCCUCGGGCAGUGCCCAAGUUUCCAAAUAGUCAGUCCACCCCUGCUUGUAUCGUAUUUCUGGGAAAAUCA